UUUGGGGCUUCUGGGCUUGCUGGCGUGCUGCACGUUGUUGUCGCAAGAGGGUUCGGGCGUCGGCCAUUGUUUGCCGGGGGUUUGUUGCAGAGUCUACGGUGGCAGAUGAAGCAGUCGGAUUGCUAUCAAUCGGCGUGGUUUGGUACAGUCCUGUCGCGCUUCAACAAAACAGCUUGUCCAGCUUGUCCAGCCACGCAAAGGGUCCAGGUUGUUACUAGUGGCUGGGAUUACGGCAGCCAAGACGUCGGCAAAACGCAGCGUCCAAGCUCCACUCCACUGUCUCCUCACUGA
This is a messenger RNA of Bipolaris victoriae FI3, 291 nucleotides long. RefSeq lists its product as hypothetical. NCBI's taxonomy places the organism in Eukaryota, Fungi, Ascomycota, Dothideomycetes, Pleosporales, Pleosporaceae. The annotation marks the transcript as partial. The record is from RefSeq and is a predicted model, not a curated record. The transcript has a single exon.